Molecule: messenger RNA, 414 nt
Organism: Mesorhabditis belari
Lineage: Eukaryota; Metazoa; Nematoda; Chromadorea; Rhabditida; Rhabditidae
Source: the annotation of a GenBank genome assembly
AUGACUCAGCAGGCGAUCGACGGCCGAUGGAAGUGCGUUUCUUCCGAGAGAUUCGACGAUUACAUGGCGGCAGUCGGUGUGCCGAUCUUCGUGCGGAUGAUCGCAGCGAACGUGCAAGUGACUUUAGUAAUCAAAGUCGAUGGAAAUCGAUAUCAAUGCCGACAAGAGUCCGCUUUCAACACAACCGAGUUGAAUUUCACCCUCGAUGAGGAAUUCGUCGAGACGACGCCGGACGGCCGCAAAUUCAACACGACGUGCACGCUGGAGGACGGGAAAGUCGUGCAGAGACAGAAAGCGAUCAAUCCAAGUGACAAAGACUCGACGAUCACUCGUUUCAUCGAGAACGAUCGACUCGUGACGAUUCUCGAAUGUGGAGAGGUGAACGCCCGACGGGAGUACGAACGCCAAUCAGAA